Psylliodes chrysocephalus is the source of this 2250-nucleotide messenger RNA. NCBI's taxonomy places the organism in Eukaryota, Metazoa, Arthropoda, Insecta, Coleoptera, Chrysomelidae. The record is from the annotation of a GenBank genome assembly.
ACUUUCUGUACACACUGUAUAUUUUGUAUACAUUUUUUCUUAUGAAGUAUUUCACUCAAUGUUACUACUGUCAAUAAAUGUUAUAAUGACAUCACGUUUAAAUGAACAAAGGUUAAAUACCUAAACGUUUUUGUUUACUGUUGAAUUAUUUUAAUUUGAAAUUUUUCAAAUUUUGUUUCGGAUUUUACUCACUUCGGUGUGCUUCGAGUAAAUUUUCGGGCUAAGAAAGAAAGAAAGACCCAUAGCCAGGUAUGUUUUUACCACCUACCCAUAACGAAAACAGAAGUCUGGUAUACAUUUAUUUGAAAUAAGAACAUUAAGUAAAUUUUUUAGGAUUUUAAUAAUCUACUUUGCAAUCCACCUACUAAAAGAUUCAAUACCAAGCAAUUAAGAAACAUUGUAAAUUAUGGAUGAAACGAAAGGAAAAACAAAUUAUUUUCUUUAUUGGGCUACUUUUUCUGUUAACAUUUUAACAAUGGCAACCGGAAUCGCUAUGUCAUGGUCAUCACCAGCAUUAGUAAAACUAAAAAGCGACGAUCCAUCUUUGAAUCCCCUGGGAAGACCAAUCACAACAUUCGAAGAAUCCUGGAUAGCAUCUUUACCAUCAAUCGGAUGCGUAGUUGGAACAUUAUUUUGCGGAUUCGUAUCAAAUAAAUUAGGAAGAAAAUUGACGUUGAUAAUUUUUAGUAUACCUUUUUUGGGUGGAUAUAUCGCAAUUGCUCUAGCUAAAACAGUCUCAAUAUAUUAUAUUUCCAGAUUUUUAAUUGGUAUUAGCGGUGGGAACACUUUAGCUGUACUGCCUAGUUACGUUGGUGAGCUAGCUGAAGAUACUAACAGAGGAUUUUUAUUGUGCAUGAUGGGGAUUUUAGGAGCUUCUGGCUACACUUUCGUCUAUGCCAUUGGACCUAUAGUAUCUAUACAAGUAUUCGCUUACCUCCAGUUAAUACCAAUUACCUUAUUUUAUAUAACGUUUAUUCCUUUUAUACCUGAAAGUCCUUAUUACUUUGUUGAAAAAAAUAAUAUUGAAGCAGCGAAAAAAUGUUUAAAGAAAAUAAGAACCACUGAAAAUGUUGAUAGCGAAUUAACCAAAAUUAUAGAACAUGUUGCUGAGAACAAAGCGAAAAAAACCAAUUGGAGGGAAUUAUUUACAACUAAAGCUGCUAGAAAGGGUUUGACUAUUACAUGUAGUUUAUUGACGUUUCAACAGUUCAUGGGAAUUUCUGCAGUAAUGGGAUACAUGCAAAUUAUUUUCGCGGAAUGUAGAACUAGUAUACCAUCUGAUACAGCUUCUAUUAUUAUUGGUGUGCUUCAAAUAGUUUCUAAUAUUGUAGCAACUUUUACUGUAGAUAAAAUUGGCAGAAGAGUACUUUUACUAUCUUCUAAUAUAGGAUGUUCUAUAUCGUUAAUUUUAUUAGGAGCUUAUUUCCUUCUCAAAUUCCAUAAAAUCAAUACUGAUGUUAUAUUUUGGUUGCCCCUUGCAUGCCUGAUUUUAUUUUUUUCAUCUUACAACUUUGGUUUUGGAACUCUACCUUUAACUAUUUGCGGUGAAAUUUUCGCAAGUAAUAUAAAGUCUUUGGCAUCUAGUAUAUCAACAUUUGUUUGUCUUUCAAUGGCUUUUAUUGUAACUUUAGGUUUUCCUUAUUUAUCUGAAGCGAUAGGCAUGUCAGGCUGUUUCAUAUUAUUUGCUGGAAUUUCAUUAAUUUCGAUUAUUUUCGUUAUAAUCAUGGUACCAGAAACUAAAAAUAAAAGCUUUAAAGAAAUUCAGGAUAUGUUAGAUCAAUAAAUGUUUUAUUGACAUAUUCUAUACAACGAUGUAUUUUAUAAUAUUGAUAUUUUUAUUUUUUUUAUAUAUUUCUAAUGACUCAGUUUUUAUGUAUAUUUUAUACUGUGAGAAGAUUAAAUUUUACUUCCAUUUUAGUUAUUUAAGUCGAAGCAUUUUAUGAUAUAAAAAAUCUGCCUCCUCUUUCAUCCCUUCCAUGUAAAAUAAAAUUUGUAUUGUAUAUAAAAUUUCCUUAGUGACCUUGCAGUAACAGUGACUGAAAACGGACUUGUAUCAAAGAGUGAAAAUAACACCGGUGUGAAGUUAGCAGCUACUUUCCAGCAGCCAGUUUAGGAAACACCUGAACUCCCAGAGUGGCGUCGAAAUGUAUUUUUCUGUGAAGAAAACAGUGUAUUAAAAUAAAAUUACCACUAAAUUUUUAAAAGGAUGAAAGAGUAAACUGAAAUAAAAUCCUUUUCAUUAAAAAUUCA